Molecule: messenger RNA, 6799 nt
Organism: Larimichthys crocea (large yellow croaker)
Lineage: Eukaryota; Metazoa; Chordata; Actinopteri; Sciaenidae
Gene: alms1
Product: ALMS1 centrosome and basal body associated protein
Exons: 19
Coding region: 498-6566 (2022 amino acids)
Biological process (GO): regulation of centriole replication
Cellular component (GO): cytosol; centrosome; centriole
Molecular function (GO): microtubule binding
Source: RefSeq, a predicted model, not a curated record
UUUCUCAGCGUGGACAAAAGACGAGACGUCCAUCCAUCGUCUCUAUGACCCUGAUGCAAAUGAGCCAAAUAAAAGCAAGCAAUCAUUUCCCUAAUUGGGUUUGUGCCGUUUUAACGUGUUAACGGCGUCUCUAGAUUAGAGAGAAGGUCAGUUCCUCAUGGUGACAGUUACUGUAGAGUCCACCAUCACAACACCUUGUUGAUCUCCGUCAUCAGCCUCCUUACAAUCUUUACAUAAUAAUACAGCUACAUCCUCAAGAUAAAGAACACCAUCGUCUGCGUACUGACUCACUUCUUAAAUCAUCGCUCAUCAAACCAAAAUGUUUCACUAAAUGUUUAUUAUGUUUCAUUAGACAGAGCAAAGAAAGUCUUUGUUAAAGUUUAGUUUGGUGACUCUUGAUGAUUUAAGACUUAGAUCUCUAUAAAUUAUAAAUAUUCAUCAUUAAAUAAACUUGAACAAUUAAAAAGCAGCUCAUCAUCAUCAUCAUCAUCUUCUUCAUGGAGCCUGAGCAGAGGACGGAGGCGUCUCAGCUCCCAGCAGAUGAACAUGUGAGUCAGAGCUGUGUCCAACAGAUCCAGAGACAGCCCAGGCUGGACUCAGACAGCUGGGGACACGCUUUGCAGCCAGUGUUUCAGGACAGUGACCUGUCUCCAGCUCUGCCUCUGCUGCCUGCACACUCUGAACAUGCGUUCACUGAAUAUUCUUUGUUCCAGCACAGUGACAGUGAAUUUGUCCCUCUGAGGGCGUACCCGGACGUUUCCAUGGCAUCAGAGAGGCUCCACGUUCCACGCCAGGAUGGCGCCUCUCAGGCCUCCGAGUGUGGCUCGCUGUCCCAGCAUCCUUUGGUCCUGUCUGAGGAGGGAGCAAACAGCUGCUUGUCUCUGUCUCAGCACAGUUUGUCUCCAGGGGAGGAAGACGGACAAAAGGAAGCUUCACAGCUUCCACUGACGUCCAGAGAAGACGCAGCGAGCAGAGAGAAGGACUCCAGGGCGCUAACUGGCCCUCCAGACAAGCCAGGAGGAGAGGAAGCUGAAGACGAGACCUUCUUUCUGAGGAAGGAAGUUCCUGCUCAGCAUCUCCUGGAGCUCCUUCAGAAAGACAUGGGCAUGCCGAGCAGCAGCAGCAGUGCUGUGUCCUCUGCCUCCGAGACCUCAGUGAAGACGGCUGCGUCUUUCACUGUUCAGUCUAAAGGCACUCAGGUUUGCACAGUUAGAAGAGAAGGACCUCCAGGUGAAGCUUCUCAUGCACAGAAGAAACAACAGCCUGAAAGAGAUUUGUGCCCUGACGGAUCACGAACAUCUGAGGCGUGUAACAUCACCACGGGGCUCCGCGACACCAGGCCCGAUGACGACAGUGAAGAGCUCCACAGAGAGCUGCUGUCUGAGGUGGAGAGGCGCAGCCGUGAAGCCGACUCCAACAAACAGCUGCAGAAGAGUCCGACACCGCCCGGGCGACCCCUCACACACCAACGCAUGGAGACGUCUGAAGGACUCAGUGUGAGCAGGAGAAAUGUGGGCCGGGUGCCGUGGACGGGCCCGUUUUCAGCAGGUCACAGAGAGCCGGACCUCUGGUCCCCCGGGAACCAAACGGGGAUUGACGGGUCCUACCUGGGUUUCCUUCCACAGUCUCAGUCCACUCCAGGUGUGUUUAAGGCGCCUUCCAAAUCCAGCAUGAAGGCUGCAUUAGGACAGCUCUCUGCCAUCGAGUCCAGUAAAGACAACUCUGAGACCUCUCCACAGCCGGCUGGUCCUGUGGCUGAUCAUCACACAUCAGAUCAGGAGGUGUCCUCUGCUAAAGUCCAAGCUCUGCCAAGUCUCACAUACCAGCAGAAGGUAGACGCCUGGAGGGCCAAUCAGAGUUCAGGAAAGACCUCGCUGUUUGAUAGUUUGGCACUGCAGGGCUUCUCUGGAGUUUCUCCUAAAAAGAAAGCUUACGAUGCCGUGUCCGACAGCCUGAACCGCAUCCUGAGUCAGCAGACGAGGAGUUUACAGCCGCAGCCUCCUCGUUCAGGCGCCGCCGAGCAGAAUGUGACCCAAGGCUCGGCUUCAAGAAGAGGGGAGGCGGUGGGCAGUGACCCCGAUAACACCGGGUCAGCCACUCGACCCUCUGCCUCGCCCUUCGACAGGUCACAGUCCCACUCCUCUCUGAGCACAGUCGUCACGUCAGCCAGGAAGCAUCAGCAGACGGAGAGACUUCAGGACGACGUCCAUCAUGAGCCGAGCGCCCCGCUUCAACCCUCGCCGCUCGCCAGCCUCGGACACUUCAUCGACGUGUCACCUGAUCGAGAUCUGACGAGUUCCCAGGAUAGUUACAACAGUGGCAUCAAACCAGGAACCUCCAUCGGAGCUUCUUCUGUUGUCAGCCUGGAGGUCGAUAACUACGCCCCGUACUGGACUUCAAAACCAUCAACACCACCUCCUCCACCCAGACCUCGAGAGCUCAACAUUGAAGAACGAAUCCCGCUGUAUCUCCAUAACCUCGGCAUUGACCAAUCACCAUCAACGAUCUUAACCCCAUUUGCACCCAGAGGGCCAAUCAGAGAGCCCGAAUUCUCUCCCACUGAUUUCUGCACAAUUAAAGGAUCUAUAGGAACUCCAACCAAGAGCGCCCAGCUCUCUGAAGGUGGCACUCCUCAUAAAGGAGAGUUCUCCAGGUCCAGCCUUCUGUCCGUGGACUCCAGCAUGUCUCUCCCGAUCAGCCUGGACAGUCUUGGUCCAGCGGCCUCAGUCCCCGAGCGGACCGAGCGUCCUCCUCCUUCAUCUGACAUAGAAGAUAUCCAGAGUGAGCGCAGACUGGCGGUGUCCUCGCAGCCCGAUGAAGACUCUUAUCCGUCCACCGUGCAGCAGCAGAGGGACAGCAGCUUAACCAGCAGCCAGAACACCAUCCAGAGAGGAGAGCGGUCCGGUUCUGACCUCUCGUUAGCUGCAGAGGCUCGCUGUGUAGGUCCAGAGUCACCUUUGCAGAGCGCAGAGGUUUCUUUUGUCAGCUCCAAGGCCUUGUUGGAGAUCCGUAAGUUGCUCUCUCAGGCGGAGAACGCGGCAUCUGCGUCCUCCUCCUCCCCCGCAGCGCCCCGCCUGCUCUCUGAUGAUGACAUAUUCCUCUCGCUGAGGAAGAAAGCCAGCGGCCUCCAGGACUCCUCGUUCUCCUCCUCUGCUACCCGACAUCCCAGAAGUCCGUCCUCCCUGCUGUGGGGCAGGUCCUCGUCCGACUCCAUGCUGUCCUCAGACAAACUGAGAGAAAGUUCUGUUUGUCGAGAGAGUUUGACGUCAUCAGGACGACCCAGUCAUCCGUCAGCCGGAGGCAGAGGUGCAGGCUCGUCCUUUGUCCUGUCCCAGUCAGCCCGGCGUGCAGAGCCCGAGGGCUGCAGCGCUGCUCCACCCGACAACACAGUCCCACCAGCAGCCACCGUGCCUUCACCAGCUCUGAGUGCACAGCUCACCUCCAUGCCUGCAGACCUGCAGGGCGUCACAGAGGAGGAACACCAGAGCAGCUCCUCCUCGCCUGUCCUCCAGGACGACGAUCAGGCGGCGCUGAGCGACGGGAGCAGUGACGGGAGCAGCGAGAGCUCGCUGGCAAUCAGAGUGGCCAAGUUACUGCAGAGUGAAUCUCCGGCCACCAUGAUGUCCAGCACGCCGAGCGUCACCGACCAGGAGGAGGGCAAAGCCAGAGAGUGGAUCAAGCUGAAGAUAUCAGGACAGAGGUGUGAACAUCUGGAGCUGGACAAAGAAGACAGGAAGCGGAUCGAAGAGAUCAAGCGAGAGCUGCUGAAGAGUCAGGGCAGCACAGACACAGAGAGCAGCGCAGCGUCCAGCCUCAGAGUCCUGAGAGACAGUCAGCAGGCGGAGACGUUCUCCACCCUCGCUGACGUCAACAAGCAGCAGAGCCUCGACACCACCGACCCGUCUGAGUCCAGCGAGCAGCUUCAGAACCCACAGCCGGACCUGGAGGCUCAGAUUCGUGACAUCGCGACCAGAGAAGGAGUCACACUCCCCAAGACAAACCCACGGGCUCUCACAUCCAUCACCAUCUCCACCCGGAGGCGCUCCACUUCUCCCUCUCCCACCACGUCGCCUGUGCCGGAGCCCCUCCACCUGACCGAGCUGUCCACAGGAGGAGGCGGUCAGCCUGAAGAGAACAGGCAGCUCCACCCGACCAUGGAUGAAGAGACUAAGACGGACAGCACCAACCAAAACGUGAUUUCUCCGUCAGCUCCAGUAGAUCAGAAGAGGCAGGACGCAGUAGGAGGUCGGUUUGAAGAACCUCCGUCACCCUCACAAGGUCCAGGUGGAGACGACGAGGUGUCUGUCCAGUACCAAGCCACCUGUUCAUCCACCCCUGAACCUCCAACCAGGACAGGUCACAUGUCACACAUCCACCUCACUCUGUCCCCCAAAGCCAGCGACCACCACCCUGCUGCCGCCCGCUCGCGUGCACACUUCGCCUCCGUCAGACACUCGUCUCCUGCCUCCAGCAGCCCGGACGAAGGCGUCGGGUCAUCCAGUCCGCUGGAGUGGUACGGCAACAGGGAGCCAAUCAGAGGGCGAGCCGACACCUCCACCCUGUUCAAACCUGCUGCGCCUCAGGGGAGAGUCACCUCCACCUCCUCACCGUCCUUCACAGCACGUCACAGAGGUGUGGAGACCGGCGAGUCACCAGCUGCUCCCGUCCUGCUGCCGUACAAACCUCGCGGCAGCCACGAGCUCUUCUACGUCCCGCAGACGGAAGCCGACCCGUCUGACACGACCAUGGAGAGCUCGCACACAGGUUCAGACGACGCCGUCCCGCCUCGUUUCAGCAGCGAAGUUCUGGGGCACCGUGACCCGGGUCUGGACCGAGGAGUCACCAUCAGACACACAGAGGGGAUCUACAGCAAGAGGCUGAAGACAGACAGCUUCAAGAUGAGACAGGACGAGGACGAGGAGGACGAGGCUGCACACAGAGGCGUCUCAGCAGACAGAAGACUUCUGGCGUCCUCUCAGGUGUCUGUCAGCCGAGUGCAGGAAGUCUCCAGGACGGACUGGGGGACCGGCCCACUGCACGUCCUCACUUAUGAGUCCGGUCCUGAGAGACCAGAGCCGCUGCACGUGGACCAGGUCUCGGCCCGUCACCCGGCCCGGCCCAGCAGCAGUCUGGACCAGCUGUGGCUGAAGUUCUGUGAGCGGUGGAGCCUGGAGGAGUCCCAACCGACCAAUGACAGAGAGGCGUCGCUGCUGGAGCGGCUGGAGCGCCUGUCCCGUCUUCUCCACAGCACAAAGGGUGGAGACGUGUCCGAGGCAGUCUGUGAUCCAGAGGACAGGCUAGGAAGGGGGACAGGAGGACAGAAGGACACAGAGGUGAGGAGCAUUGGUGUCCCAGGAAGAAGUGGACAGGCCAGGACGCAGCGCCUCCACCCUGCAGACGACGACUCCACCUCCAGCUUCUCUCACUCCUCCCAGAGCGAGCGCCUCGUCCUCCCUGCAGACAGAGACGAGUGGGACACCUCGUCCACCACGUCCAACUCCAUGUCCACUGUGGACACGGCGCGGCUGAUCCGAGCCUUCGGCGCUCACAGAGUCCGACACCUGAAGACGAGCUCCACCCUCAGUAAACUGUACGACACCAUCAACAAGCAGAGAGACGGGCGGGAACAGAGGAGAGGGAGACAGGUCCCGACGCCAGACAGCGAGUCCACGGUGUCAUCUAGCAGCACUUCCACCCUCCCACCACAGCACGGCGCCUCCACGACGCUGGCUGCUAAGAAGGUCGUUAAAGUGAGCAGAGGCAUCCAGGCAGGUGACCUGGAGCUGGUUAAAAACAGGACUCGACGUCACACCAGAGAUGUCGGCACCACGUUCCCGUCACCUGGUGAAGCGUCUUCAUCAUCCAGCUUAGAGCGAGGAGGAGGAGGAGGGCGGAGGAGCUGCUCUAAUACUGAGAGGAGGAGCAGGAGCAGCCCAGCAAAGACGCUCCCUGAAGGAGUCUCCUGGUUCAUCUCAGCUGACGAGCUCAGGGCGGAGGCGAGGAAGGAGAACCGUCCGGAGGAGGAGGAGGUGCCGAGGAGGCCGAGCACCGCCUGGUUUAAACCGUACAGCAGAGUGAGUCUGUGGAGAGAGCCACUGAAACAGAGACAAGUCCACCCUGAACCAGAACCAGAACCAAGAACCAAACCCAGGUGGUCUGGACCGACCCGCAUCUCUCUGCAGUUCUCUGUCGUCCUGCAGGAGGCGCUGGAGCUGCGGCGCCCGGAGUUCAUCUCUCGGUCCAGGCAGAGGGUGGAGCGCCUGGCUCUGCAGGCGGAGGAGAGGAAGCUACAGGAGGCCUUCAGCAGAGAGAGGCACGGACUGUUCAGCCGGGCCGGACGACCCGAGAGGCCGCAGAGGCCAGCAGGCGGCGCUCAGCUGACGAGAGCGGUGCCGAGGAAGGAGAUGAUCCAGAGGUCCAAACAGAUUUAUGAGAAUCUUCCCGAGGUCCAGAGGAGGAGAGAAGACGAGCGAAGACGAGCCGAGUAUCGAUCGAACCGACUCAACGCUCAGCUGUUCAACAAGAGAAUCACCGGUCGACUUCUGGGCAGGAGAGCGUGGCAGUGAAACAUGAAACAUUAAAUCAGUGACCUGAACACUUUUUAUUUAUUGGAUGGAAUCAUGUCAGAGUCAUUUUUUAGAUUUUAAAAUGUGUUUGAACUUCAAAUAAAUCAGAUUCUUCAAAUGUAUUUGUUGUUGAUUGAAGACAGCGGAGGCCGACAGGCUUGAAUAUCUUUAUUGAUCAGUUAUCAGAGCGAAGCCACACGAGGAAACGUUAAGACGAGUCAGAGCACGAGGAA